AAAUAAGAGAAGAAGAAGAAGAAGAGAGGAGGAGGAGGAAGCAGCGAGGUGAAUUUCGGGCGCUCUGCGUGUUCAUACCAGGUUUGCAUUCUGACCUGCAGGCCAAUGGACCAUCACCAUCCUCAUGUCCAAUGGAGGAGGCUUUUACGGACGCACUGAGCGCGCCCGCCAGUCGCCGUACUAUGACCAGGUACCACAGGACUCGUUACCCCGAUCGGACUCGUACGACCUGCAGCCGCUGAGGGAGCAGAGAGCUCCUCGCCUCGCUCACAGCGCCGACCCCCUCCCUCCUCCGCCGCUGCCCGACCAGCCUCCCGUGGGGCCCGAGUUCGACCCCAGCGGCAGCGAGGGCGACCCCGACCACGACCCGGCCCUCGACAUCAAACCGGUCCACCGCUUCAUCCCCGACUCCUGGAAGAACUUCUUCAGAGGAAGCAACCGCAGCAGCAAGCCGGCGUGGUCGAUGCCCGCCUCCUCAUGUAACAACAACAACAGCACCAGCGAGGGCGUGCGCUGCUCUCCGCCGCACUCCCCCUCCGUUCCCGGAUCCUACCGAGAUCCGUAUGGCGGCUCAGGCGGCAGCUACAACUCGCGCAAGGAGCUUCUGGAGCUACGGGACGCCCACGAGUCGGUGUCGGGGCGCACGCACCACACGGGUCUGACCUACAGCGAGCGGGUGGAGGAGUACCACCAGCGCUACGCCUACAUGAAGUCCUGGGCGGGGCUGCUGAGGAUUCUGGGAUGUGUGGAGCUCCUGCUGGGAGCGGCGGUGUUCGCCUGCGUCUGCGCUUACAUCCACAAAGACAACGAGUGGUUCAACAUGUUCGGGUACUCGUCUCCCGGAGGAGCGUACCCAGGAGGCUUCUACGGCGGGGUCUCGGGCGCGUCCUACUACUCCGGCCCCAAGACGCCGUUCGUGCUGGUGGUGGCGGGGCUGGCCUGGCUGGUGACCGUGAUCGUGCUGGUGCUGGGGAUGACCAUGUACUACCGCACCAUCCUGCUGGACUCGUCCUGGUGGCCUCUGACCGAGUUCACCAUCAACCUGGCGCUGGCGGUGAUCUACAUGGCCGCAGGCAUCGUCUACGUGCGGGACACGACCCGCGGCGGGCUCUGCUCCUACCCGGUCUUCAACAACGGCAUCAACGGUGCGUUCUGCAGGACGGAGGCCGGCCAGACGGCCGCCAUCAUCUUCCUGUUUGUCACGAUGGUGGUGUAUCUGAUCGGCGCCAUCGUGUGUCUCAAGCUGUGGAGACAUGAAGCGGCUCGCAGAUACAGAGAGAAGUACGGCGAGGAGAUGCAUCGCUCCGAUCAUCGAGCGGCACAGUCGCUGAUGGGUCCAGUUUCAGCUCCUGAACCCAGAGCUCCUGAACCCAGAGCUCCUCAGCAGGUCGAAGGCUCCUCAGUGGUUCCCAUCCACUCAGCUCCGAAAUCUGUCCCGCCUCAGAUUUUACAGGGAACCAUACCUUCAGGACACAUUCCCAAACCCGUUAUUGUGCCGGACUACAUCGCGUAA
Molecule: messenger RNA, 1513 nt
Organism: Plectropomus leopardus (leopard coralgrouper)
Lineage: Eukaryota; Metazoa; Chordata; Actinopteri; Perciformes; Serranidae
Gene: marveld2a
Product: MARVEL domain containing 2a
Biological process (GO): bicellular tight junction assembly
Cellular component (GO): apical plasma membrane; cytoplasmic vesicle; bicellular tight junction
Source: RefSeq, a predicted model, not a curated record